Mytilus trossulus (common blue mussel) is the source of this 390-nucleotide messenger RNA. RefSeq names its product dynein light chain Tctex-type 5-like. Gene Ontology annotation, biological process: microtubule-based movement. Bases 1 to 390 code for a protein of 129 amino acids. The record is from RefSeq and is a predicted model, not a curated record. Gene Ontology annotation, molecular function: dynein intermediate chain binding. The transcript has a single exon. Gene Ontology annotation, cellular component: cytoplasm; cytoplasmic dynein complex. Lineage: Eukaryota; Metazoa; Mollusca; Bivalvia; Mytilida; Mytilidae.
AUGACGUCAAAGGAAAAACAGGAAGAUGAUGAUUUAUAUGAGAAUUCAUACAAACUUGAACCCGAUGGUAAAUUCCAAUCGGACAAAAUAAAUAGUGUUAUUCAAGAGAUUUUGAAAAAUGAACUAGUGGAUAAGACAUAUAAGCCAGAAAUUUGUGUAGGUCAAUCAAAAUUACUAGCAGAAAAAAUCAAACAAGCAGUCAAAGCUCAGGGUUUUAAAAAAUACAAACUGGUAGUAGUGGUAUCGAUAGGAGAAAAUGAAGUCAGUCCGUCAGUGUCUUUCUCAAGUCAAUGCAUAUGGAAUGCAAGUGUGGACAAUUAUUCAGAAAAUUCGUAUUUUAAUAACUCACUUUAUGCUAUUGGAAGGGUGUUUGCAGUUUCUAUAGACUGA